GUGCGCGCGGGGGGCGGUGCUCGCCUUCAGUCCGGUCGCAGCUCCGCACGCAGCGGCCGCAUCUUGCUCCGAACCACCGGCAGAACCGCGCUGCUCUCCGCGUCUCGCCCGGUUGUACCGUGGACUCCACCGAGCGGGUAAAAACACCACCGAAGAAGAAGAAACAGCAGCUAGCUUCAGCUAGCAGCGCCGACAUGGUGGCAUCAGCUCCGGGGGUCCUGCUGGUCCUGGUCCUGGUCCUGGUCCUGGCUCUCCAGCUCUGCGGUACCGUCCGCGGAACAAAAACUGAAUGUGAAACAAACCAGUUCCAGUGUGGGAACGGCCGCUGCAUCCCGUCUGUGUGGCAGUGUGACGGAGACCAGGACUGCACCGACGGCAGCGACGAGAGCUCCUGUGUGAAGAAGACCUGCGCAGACGUGGACUUUGUGUGUCGCAGUGGACAGUGUGUCCCAAAGAGGUGGCACUGUGACGGAGAGCCGGACUGUGAGGACGGGUCUGACGAGAGCCUGGAGAUCUGCCACGCGAGGACGUGCCGAGUCAACGAGUUCAGCUGUGGACCUGGAACCACUCAGUGCAUCCCGGUCUUCUGGAAAUGUGACGGAGAAAAGGACUGCGACAACGGCGAGGACGAGGUCGACUGUGGUAACGUCACGUGCGCUCUGAACGAGUUCACGUGCACCAGCGGCCGCUGCAUCUCCCGUAACUUUGUGUGCAACGGCGAGGACGACUGCGGCGACGGCUCUGACGAGGUGGACUGCGCUCCGUCCUCCUGUGGUCCCAGUGAGUUCCAGUGUGGGAACUCGUCCUGCAUCCCCUCCAGCUGGGUCUGUGACGACGACGUGGACUGCCAGGAUCAGUCGGAYGAGUCUCCGUCUCACUGCGGCCGCCACCCGACGCCGCCGGCCAAGUGCUCGUCCAGCGAGAUGCAGUGCGGCUCGGGGGAGUGUAUCCACAGGAAGUGGAGRUGCGACGGAGACCCCGACUGCAAGGACGGCAGCGACGAGGCCAACUGUCCUGUUCGGACCUGCGGCUUGGAUCAGUUUAAAUGUGACGAUGGGAACUGCAUUCUGGGUAAUAAACAGUGUAACGGCCUGAGAGACUGCGCCGACGGCUCGGAUGAAGCCAGCUGUAGAAACGUCACUCAGUGCAACGGGCCGCACAAGUUCAAGUGUCGCAGCGGAGAGUGCAUCGACAUGAGCCGAGUGUGCAACAAGGUCCGAGACUGUCCGGACUGGAGCGACGAGCCGCUGAAGGAGUGCAAUCUGAACGAGUGUCUGCUGAACAACGGAGGCUGCUCGCACAUCUGUAAGGACAUGGUGAUCGGCUUCGAGUGCGACUGCACGCCUGGACUGCAGCUCCUGGACCACAAGACCUGCGGAGACAUCAAUGAGUGCAUGAAUCCUGGCAUCUGCAGCCAGAUCUGCAUCAACCUGAAGGGGGGCUACAAGUGUGAGUGCCACAACGGCUACCAGAUGGAUCCUGCUACUGGAGUCUGCAAGGCUGUGGGUAAGGAGCCGUGCCUGAUCUUCACCAACCGGCGGGACGUGCGGCGCCUGGGUCUGGAGAGGAAGGAGUACACUCAGAUCGUGGAGCAGCAGAGGAACGUGGUGGCUCUGGACGCAGACUUCAAACAGCAGAUGAUCUUCUGGGCCGACCUGGGUCAGAAGGCCGUCUUCAGCACGGUUCUGGACAAACGGGACGUAGGCGCUCACAGGAAGGUGAUCGACGUCCAGUCCCCGGUGGGGAUCUCUGUGGACUGGAUCUACAAGAACCUGUACUGGUCCGACCUCAGCACCAAGACCAUUUCUGUGGCCAACUUUAACGGAACCAAGCAGAAGGUUCUGUUCAGCAGAGGCCUGAUAGAACCCGCCUCCAUCGCCGUGGACCCCCUGUCAGGGUUCCUGUACUGGUCCGACUGGGGGGAGCCGGCUAAGAUCGAGAAGUCUGGUCUGAACGGAGUGGACCGGAAGGUUCUGGUGGCGACAGACAUCCAGUGGCCCAACGGGAUCACACUCGACCUGAUCAAAGGCCGGCUGUACUGGGUCGACUCCAAGCUGCACGUCCUGAGCAGCGUGGACCUGAACGGAGACAACAGGAAGAGGGUUCUGCAGUCUGCAGAGGUCCUGGCCCAUCCCUUCGCCCUCACCGUCUUCGAGGACCGGGUCUUCUGGACCGACGGUGAGAGCCAGGCCAUCUACGGCGCCAACAAGUUCAGUGGUUCUGAUGUGGUGACGCUCGCCAACAACCUGAACGACCCGCAGGACGUCAUCGUCUACCAYGAGCUGAUCCAGCUCUCCGGUACAAACUGGUGCACAGAGAAAGGAGAGAACGGMGGCUGCAGCUUCCUGUGUCUACCUGCUCCACAAAUCAACAAACACUCUCCUAAAUACACCUGUGUGUGUCCCGACGGUCAGGAGCUAGCAGCCGACGGCUUCCGCUGCCGACCAGAGGCCAAUGUGAGCACGUCCAUCCAGGUGGACUCUACUGCCAGAGGUUCUGCUGCAGCCUGGGCCGUCCUUCCUGUCU
Messenger RNA from Austrofundulus limnaeus, 2526 nucleotides. It is a transcript of the gene vldlr, whose product is annotated as very low density lipoprotein receptor. The record is from RefSeq and is a predicted model, not a curated record. Gene Ontology annotation, cellular component: signaling receptor complex; apical plasma membrane; plasma membrane. Gene Ontology annotation, molecular function: protein binding; hormone binding; calcium ion binding. Gene Ontology annotation, biological process: receptor-mediated endocytosis. NCBI's taxonomy places the organism in Eukaryota, Metazoa, Chordata, Actinopteri, Cyprinodontiformes, Rivulidae.